AUAUAUGAUGAACAAUAUGAAGUCACCUAUGAAGUUGAACGCACUCCAUCCGUGCUAAGUCAAAAAGACAAGAGCUUUUCAUCAUACAAUAAAAUCAAACUACAAAACGAAAAUCAUCUUCUGUCGACCACAUUGUAUUCAAUCAUAACGGAGCCCUACAAUCCUUAUUCAAAAAUUGAUCACAGCAAUAGUAGUAUAUUCGACAGAUAUUCAAGAAUAAAUGACUCGAUACCGUUUGUUGAUGGUGAUUCACAGGAUAGUAUUAGAAAUGAUGCUAAUCAUAAAUUUAUACCGAUAUUUAGCUGGAUAAAAUCAAAUUGGUUUAAUAAUAUUAGUGAUGAACAAGAUCACUCAAGUUGUACGAAAUUACAGUCAAGACAUUGUAUACUGAGACAUUCUCAAUCCUAUAAUGGAAUGGGCAUCUAUGUAUCAUCAGAUAUACAUACACAUAGAAAGUAUUUUAUCAAAUAUGUUGAAGCCACAUCGCCUGGAGACAAAGCAGGUCUACAAAACAAUGAUUAUAUAUUAAAGAUUAAUGGAAAACAAGUGGAAAAUGUUGAUUUCAAUAUCGUACUUCAAAUAAUCAAAAAUGGUAUUCAAAAUGAUAAUUUAGAAUUUUGUGUAGUAAACGGGGAAAUUCACAGCCAUUUUAAAUAUAAUGAGAAUAACAAUUGA
Didymodactylos carnosus is the source of this 675-nucleotide messenger RNA. The record is from the annotation of a GenBank genome assembly. NCBI's taxonomy places the organism in Eukaryota, Metazoa, Rotifera, Eurotatoria, Philodinida, Philodinidae.